UCUGCUCGUUUGUGGCCAUGAUGGUGAGAGAUCAAAGGCGGUCGGCUUCAGUGCGAUCGAAUGCUACGGCGAACAUGGUGCAUAGCGGCGUCGUGAGGGCUGAUACUAGGAGUUUAGGUUGUCGACAGUGCGGAAGAGACCGCACCUCCGCGCCAAGAAUGAAAUGUCACUCUCUACGAAGUAUUCCCCUCGAAUCAUUGGUGCUUCGAACUUUGUCUCUCCAGCUCCAGUAAUCAAUGUCCACAGCACCACGACGUCUCUUGACGAAAGCCUGGUCCUCGGACCUCUACACAUGCGCGGCCUGUCGCCAUUCACGGUUCUUAACGACAUCAGCAUCACUACGGUCAGGCCAUAACAAAUGGUCGACAAUCAAGCACGCCAAGGGGAAGAAUGACGCCGUCAAGAACAAGCAGCGCUCCAUUUACUCGACCAUCAUCGCAAAUGAGUCUAAACUCUACGGAGCGGACCCGCACAGCAACCCACGUCUCGUCGUCGCCAUAUCCAAUGCGAAGAAAAACGGCGUCCCCAAAUCCGUGAUCGAAAGCGCAAUCGCAAGAGGACAGGGAGUGUCAGCAUCGGGCGCCGCACUCGAGUCUAUUGUGGUGGAAGCCAUCUUGCAAUCGUCUGUCGCCGCCGUAAUCGAUUGCCAGACCGACAGCAAGCUUCGGACCCUGAUGGAUGUUCGUCGUAUCAUCAAAGAUCACGGAGGCAACGUCACACCCACGAACUACUUGUUCGAGAAAAAGGGUCGGAUAGUGUUCCAGGAAAAGGAAAGCGUGGGUGUUGAAGAGGUUCUGUCCCCGGCUCUUGACUGUGGUGCGCUCGACGUCCUGGAGAACGAAGACGGAAAAGUUGUUGUAUUCACGGAGACAAAUGACACCAAAGGAACAGCGCGUGCGCUUGCUGCGGAAUUGGGCAUAGAAAUCGAAUCAAGCGAUAUAAUAUGGGACCCCAACGAAGAAACUAAGGUACAGUUGGAGAGCGUAGACGCAGCCAAGAACCUCAGGAGCUUCCUGGACGAGUUACAGGAGGUAUCGGAAGUUCAAGGCGUGUACAUGAACUUGAGCAGAGGUGACUUGGACGAAGAGCUAUGGGCAGACUUGCGGGAUAGAGCGGAAGUGUGAAUGUACAUUUUUGUACAUGUGUACCAAUACAAAUGCAUUUACCCAAACUCCAAAUGAUGCAAUGUCGUAACUCCUCUCUCAUGCGUGUCUGACAAUCGCAACUAUCCUUCCCAUUCCCAAUUGACAGCACUCGCCCUUCCUCGGCUCGUUUCUCGAUGUAAUCGUCCAAGAAGUUCGCGUCUCGGUCCAGGGUGAUCGGCAGGCCCAUCAAUUGACUGUGAUUCUCGUAUCCUAGCUCUCUUCCCCCUGCACAGGUCUUCGCUGAUUUCGCUUCGCUUCCUCCAACCUCUCCUCCCUGAGCGCCAGUCGCCGCGCCUUCAUGCGCUUCAAUUCCUUC
Messenger RNA from Mytilinidion resinicola, 1461 nucleotides. RefSeq names its product YebC-like protein. The transcript has 2 exons. The record is from RefSeq and is a predicted model, not a curated record. Gene Ontology annotation, cellular component: mitochondrion. NCBI's taxonomy places the organism in Eukaryota, Fungi, Ascomycota, Dothideomycetes, Mytilinidiales, Mytilinidiaceae. The coding region runs from base 237 to 1124 and encodes 295 amino acids.